Molecule: messenger RNA, 3128 nt
Organism: Nerophis ophidion (straightnose pipefish)
Lineage: Eukaryota; Metazoa; Chordata; Actinopteri; Syngnathiformes; Syngnathidae
Product: oocyte zinc finger protein XlCOF6.1-like
Exons: 3
Coding region: 137-1717 (526 amino acids)
Biological process (GO): regulation of transcription by RNA polymerase II
Molecular function (GO): DNA-binding transcription factor activity; RNA polymerase II cis-regulatory region sequence-specific DNA binding
Source: RefSeq, a predicted model, not a curated record
UCAAACACGUGUUUCACUGGGACAAUAGUGGGUGGUGCACACUUCCUUCGCCCGGCCACAGAAGACAAAAAAGAGUUGCUGGUGUAACAAUAGGAAGAAUAUAUUCCACUCCUCUCUUGUACACGCGGCUUAUGAGAUGAACGCUCGUCAAGAAGAACGUCCCCUUCAGCAGCAGGAGGAUCCACAGCCCCCCCACAUUAAAGAGGAAGAGGAGGAAGUGUGGAUGAGUCAGGAGGGAGAGUGUCCUGUAGGGCAGGAGGAGGCUGAUGUCAGCAAGUUUCCACUGACUGUUGUCUCUGUGAAGACUGAAGAGCAUGAAGACAAACCACCUGAGUCCUCACAGCUUCAUCACAGUCCAAACGUCUGUGAAGAACAUCUUCUCCCUGAGCAACAGAAGUGGAGCUUCAGGAUGGAGCCACAGCCCUCCCACAUUAAAAAGGAAAAGAAACACCCACUGAUCCCCCAUUUUAAAGCGGAAGAGGAUGACCCACUGACCACUCACAUCAAAGAGGAAGAGGAGGACUCAUUGACCCCCAAUUUUAAAAAGGAAGAGGAGAAGCCACUAAUAACCCAUUUUAAAGAGGAAGAGGAGGACCUACUGACCCCUUACUUUAAAGAGGAAGAGGAGGACCAAGAGCCGCCGCACAUUAAAGAGGAAGAGGAGGACCAAGAGCCGCCGCAGAUUAAAGAGGAAGAGGAGGAAAAGGGCAUCAGUCAGCCUAAAUGGUUGGAGGAGUUCCCAGUGACUGGUGUCCCUGUGAAGAGUGAAGAUGAUGAGGUGAAAGGUGAAAGUGAGGAGAGGGGAGGGGGGGAGCCUCCAAGCAGCAGCUCAACACAACACAUGACAACAGAAGCUGAUGGAGACCACUGUGGAGGAUCACAAGCAGACAAGCUCUUAGCUCCACUAUCAGAUAGUGAGGACACAACGUCACACUCUCCUGACACUGAUGAUGAAGACUCUAAAGAUGAUAAGACAUGUCACACUGACAACACUCACUUCAAAUGUUCUCACUGUCACAAAACUUUUAAAUAUCCUAGUAAAUUGAAAAGACACAUGAGAACACACACUGGAGAAAAACCUUUUUCAUGUUCAAUCUGUAGUAAAGGUUUUGCAGAAAGUCGAUAUUUGAAAGAACAUAUGAGAACACACACUUGUGAAAAACGUUUUUCCUGUUCAACCUGUGGUAAAGGUUUUACACAAAAUCAGAGUUUGAAAAUACAUAUUAGAACACACACUAGAGAAAAACCUUUUUCUUGUUCACUCUGUAGUAAAGGUUUUACACAAAGUAUCAAUUUGAAGGUACACAUGAGAACACACACCAGUGAAAAACAUUUUUCCUGUUCAAUCUGUGGUAAAGGUUUUAGAGAAAGUCAACAUUUGAAAAGACACAUGAGAACACACACUGGUGAAAAACCUUUUUCAUGUUCAAACUGCGGUAAACAUUUUACUCAGAGGCCAGAUUUAAAAGUACACAUGAGAACACACACUGGAGAAAAACCUUUUUCAUGUUCUAUCUGUGGUAAAGAUUUUACUCAGAGGCCACAUUUGAAAGUACACAUGAGAACACACACUGGAGAAAAACCUUUUUCAUGUUCAAUCUGCGGUAAAGAUUUUACUCGAAGGGAAAAUUUCAAAAAGCACAUGAGAAUACACACUGGAGAAAAACCUUUUCCUGUUCAAUCUGCAGUAAAUAUUUUGCGCAACGGCACUAUUUGAAAGAACACGUGAGAACACACACUGGAGAAAAACCUUUUACAUGUUCAGUAUGUUGUAAAAGUUUUUUACAAAGUCAGCAUUUGAAAAGACACAUGAGAAGACACCCAGGAGAGAAAGUGUUGAGUUGCAGUGUGUGUGGUGAAAGAUUGUCUUCUAAGUACCAGUGUAAGAAACACAAGUGUGCUGGUGAGAACAGCAGCAGCAAAUGAAACUGCAGGAUUUGAAAUAAACUGUCCAGACUUUAACUUUGACCUUCUAAAAACAUCAGCACAUAGUUUCUAAGAUUUAUAGAUGAGAUAUUUUAGAUUAUUACCUUUUUUCAGUCAAGUACUACACAUGACAAGUGUUUUUUAAAGUUGUUCAUGAUUUAUCCCCCUUUUUUAGAAUUCCUCAAACAUUAUCAAUUUCAGAAAACAUGGGAACGUUUGGAAUGUUUGGGAAAAGUUAAUUAUGUACAUCAUCCCACAGAGCUUUACUGUACAUCCAUCCAUUUGUUCUACCACUUGUCUCUUUCAUUUUAUAUGUAUAGCAUUUAAUCACAUACUUUUCCGCCAAAGGGUGUUGUGUUUUGGAGGAACUCCUUCUGUCAGAGUGCUGUUCACACUUCUUUUACUGCGGAAAUCUACUCACAAAAACAAUCCAAACAGUAGGUAACAAAAAACGAUGGUGCGAAAAAGAGAAGACUAAAUGUGCAUUUUGGAAAAAAUAACAAAAGCUACUUCUAUACACAAAUAAAGUCAACUUGGUUUGGAGUUACAAGACGUGCACACUACAAAACAACACCAAGAUGGAUGGCACUGGGAAUGGCCAAGGUAGCAAAAUACUCAAAGCAUAGAAUCAACUGGCGUGGAGUAGAAUCGCCGAGUGCCAUCCAGCUGUCAAGGUGCUGCUUAAGUAGCACCAGGGUCAAUUGGAAGCAGCUGUGCACGUCCCACAACUCCGCCCACAAGGGCAACACAGGGACUUUAGGAGGAAGGAGAAAUGUAAGAACAAGGUCAACUGCACCAAAAGACGAAAACUGACUGUUGGAGCCAAAUUUCCUUAUUUGCUUAUAUUGUUUUUAUUUUGUUUUCUCUGAUUGAUAGCUGGCUUCAGUUCAUGCUGAAUGUCCCUUUCUGCAGAUUGCUCCGUCCACUUCCUGUUGAGAACCAGGAAGUGUUGACAGGGAUGGGACUGUUGCUAUGGUGCGGUUGCCAUGGUAGCCUCCUUUAAUUGUGUUCAGCUGGGAACACUGGGGGGUGAUUGCAUGGAGGACAAACAGUUUUGGAGCGUGUGGUGUGGUGUGUGGUCAGGUCUCACUGCUGUGACAAUGUGCCAUUCAAGGUCAGCAUACAUAAUGUUCUAGAACCUACUUUUCAUUUCAUUUUGAUAGCUUGGAAUAAAGGGAUUGUCAUAUCCAAACACAUUUCUA